CCCCGGAUGUAAACAAUAAUUCAAAGACAUAAUGUACACAGCAAGGAGGUACACAGGUGUCUCCAGGUGUCACGUAGUUAAUUUAGACGCUGUGAUAAUAUAAAUGCUUUUUGUGUGUUCAGUUGAAUACCAAACUCUUUGGCUAUAUGACUGACUUUACUUCCUGAAACUAUGGAUGUUAGCGUUGCGAAUGGCAAUAGGGAAAAGGUGUCCGAUUCCACAGACAGUGAUAGCAUUGAAAUUGAGCAGCCAGAAUGGGCUGCAGCUGUGCAGGAUAGAGGUGAUUUGUUUUACGUGGAGGGAAAGAGCAGCGCCGAAAGAAUCGCUGCACCAGUGGAGAGCAAGACUAAUGGCAAGACUAAUGAGAUGAAUACAGUAGUGAACAACAAUUACAAUAAAGUGAAAGGGUUAGUGAACAAAACGAAACAUGAAACGGACAUAUUAAGAGAUCUCCUCACCGACCACGUUCCACAUUCCGUAUCAUUCUACGAUUCGCCGACUGGCAAAGUAAUUGAGGUUUACCUUGACGUUGAUCCUACCAGACGUAACUACGGACGACGAGCAUCACGGUGUGAAACUUUGUUUGGAAUAAUACCAGGCCACUUCUCAGAAAAGGACAGCAAUGGCCUCAGCAAUAGAGACUCGGUGGACGACUUGAGAAUCAUGGUCCAGGGACUACUACCGUCCGGAGAAGCUGAGAGAAGUGGCAACGUUAAACUAGGAGACUGGUUACGAUGUAUCAACGACUUCGAAAUUAACUAUAACAAUGUCAACAGCAUCUUGUCUGCAAUCGUGGGACCGAAGAGGGUGAAACUGACACUGCAAAGAUUCGAUGGAAAACAACGAAGCCCACACGUGGCACGCAAGGAGCCAAUCAAUGCCGGUCUCGUGAAGCUGGUUGCCGGGCAACGGCUGCAGGAAGUGACGUCGGCGCUGCAGGAAGUGCCCAACCACAUUGUGCUCUACCUGACGCUGGAGGGCGUGUCGGAAAAUGCUCAGGGCAAGGAAGAUGUGCUGUACCAGUACCCAGCCGUCGAGAAUAAACUUGUGGAAAUCCGAGGCAUGUUCAUCACGCUGGUUCACAUGAUGCAUGACGUCACAGCUUCUUCGCCCAUCAGCUCGAGUCUGCUGAUUGAUGGCAAGUUGGUGCAUGUGGCUUACUCCAGAGAAGGCCGAGAAGCGCUUGUGCUGGGAUUACCAGCGGACAGAGUUCCCCUGUACCAGCUGAAGAACACUAUGGAGGAUGUGGUGCGGCUCAUGAAAGUACUCUACAAGAGUCUAGGAAGCGCAUUUGGAGACAGGGAAAACAAGCCAGCCUUGGACCAUCUCUUCUCGCUGCUGUUUCAACAGUUGCUGCUAGAUAGCAGUCCGACGACGAAGGCGGAGGAUAAGCUCAUGCAAACUCCCCUCUUCUGUUCUGCAUUCCUCGAAAGCCUGCAGGCAGUUCGCUGGCUGCCUCUGCCAGACUCUGUGAUGGUGAGGAUCAACAACAGUCUCUCUGACCUUGAAGCAGCAGAUUUCGUUGACAUGUCAGAAGAGUUUUACAGCAUUCGUAGGUUUUACACAAUUCUUGGAACUUGUCUUUUUCAUAAGGGCUACCUCAUUGCAAACCACCUGCCAAAAGAAGACCUAUUAGACGUCGCUCUCUACCUGCAAUACUACCACCUGCUAGUGCUGACAUCUGGUGAUCCUGUAGGACAAGUUGUUGUAUGGAAGGAAGUGUUUCCGACACGCCGCCACCAGGGGGCAGAUGAGCCUGUGAUUGCAGGAUACACAGAACCUGAUGGCCGAUGGUUUUUACUCAUUGUCGGCAUGAUGCAUGACAUGCUGGCAGUGUUGCUAGAGGCUGGUGGUUGUGCCACAGCCGCUGAGGGAGCACCAAAACCUGACCCGUUCUACGUAGACCAGGUGAAGAAUACAUUGCUGGAACUACAAGCAGGCGGGCUGGCAGCAGACUGCGAGACCAAACUGCAGUCGCCUUCGAUACCGGCUCUCACUGCAGCUGACUACUUCCUCAAGACGGCCAGCAAGUCGGACAAGAAGGCGGAGAGCUCUCCCAAGCCAGAAUCGUCGCCUUCUCAGCGAGCUAGCAGGACCGAUGCACCCGCCUCGAUACUGAAGAAGAGGCCUCCAUCGCAGCAGAGUUCUGCUGCUUCUCUCGGGAGUUUGGCACAGGCGCACGACCGAGAUUCCGAUGAAGAAUCUGAGGCGAGCAUGCAGUCUGGAGCAGCAAGUGAUAACUCGCACUCGCUCAGGGAGGCGGAGACGCCGCCUCAUCCUCGCAAACUGACUUCUACGCCAUCUGACGAGUCAGGCAGCAGCAUAUUCAAAGCAAACAAGAAGAAGCGAACCAUGAUUAGUGCAACCAGCCUUACCUCGUUGAAGAAGAGCAUGGUCGACCUUACUGUCAGUGAAGAUGACACAUUUCCCAAGCUGACGAGAGGCUGUGAGAACACACUCUUUCAUUAUUUGAGCACAGACGUUGCCGAGGGCGUUUUCGUCUGCCCAGUGACAAGUGGCUCCCCCUCGUGUCCUCUUCAGAAACAGGUGGUGACAAACUUCAACACCUGUUGCAUGGCGAUUAGAACUGUUCUCCAGCAGUCAACUAGACGAAGU
This is a messenger RNA of Priapulus caudatus, 2616 nucleotides long. RefSeq names its product protein inturned-like. Gene Ontology annotation, cellular component: cilium; cytoplasm. Gene Ontology annotation, biological process: cilium assembly; nervous system development; vesicle-mediated transport. NCBI's taxonomy places the organism in Eukaryota, Metazoa, Priapulida, Priapulimorpha, Priapulimorphida, Priapulidae. Gene Ontology annotation, molecular function: protein binding. The record is from RefSeq and is a predicted model, not a curated record.